CCCUUCCGCUGAGGUCCAACCUCUUCCUCUACGCUUCCUAGCCCUCAACUCUCAUGCCUUCAUCUCAAGCGACUGCACUUUCCAACAGCUUGUGGCGUCCUCUCGCCAUUCCUUUCCUCUUCAGUGCCUCUUGCCAUCACUGGCUGUGGACCGCCUCCUCGCUCUCAACUGCCACCUUGCUGCUGCCGCCUGCCACCUCUUGUCGCCUCGCCCUUCCUUCGCCUCCCUCCAGUGCUCUCCGGUUCGGCGCCUCCACUGGAGUGCCUCGCCCGCUGCUUCCACUCAGCACAUCUCACCUACUCCAG
Molecule: messenger RNA, 305 nt
Organism: Closterium sp. Naga37s-1
Lineage: Eukaryota; Viridiplantae; Streptophyta; Zygnematophyceae; Desmidiales; Closteriaceae
Source: the annotation of a GenBank genome assembly